Molecule: messenger RNA, 4026 nt
Organism: Patella vulgata (common limpet)
Lineage: Eukaryota; Metazoa; Mollusca; Gastropoda; Patellidae
Product: pre-mRNA-splicing factor SLU7
Exons: 15
Coding region: 189-1952 (587 amino acids)
Biological process (GO): mRNA splicing, via spliceosome
Cellular component (GO): spliceosomal complex
Molecular function (GO): pre-mRNA 3'-splice site binding
Source: RefSeq, a predicted model, not a curated record
GCUAUGUCCACUAAUAAACAGUUUGUUCCACUGGGUUUCUUACAUCGAUAUUUAUUAUGUCGUAAGGGGCAUAUUGACUAAAACCAAAACUUCCGGUAACGUUUUCGAGCGAUUACAGAAAUAAAUAACAAGAUCAUUUUGAAAGAAAAUACUAACAGCACAGAAGUGAAUAAUUAAAACAGGACAUUAUGUCCUUUCAAGUAAAUCUGCCACCAUCAGUGGUGGCCAAGAUGGCCAAGUCAGAAGAAGAACACGAUGGACCAAAAAAACAAUCCAGGGAAGAUUGGAAGAAAAUGAAAGAAUUAGAUGAAAUGAGAAAAGCUGGUACAGCACCAGCUAUGCAAGAUGAAGAUGGAAAAGAUAUUAAUCCACAUAUACCUCAGUAUAUUAUGCAAGCACCUUGGUACUUUGGUUCAACAUCAGCAACUUUAAAACAUCAACGGACACAAGAUGAGAAGAAAAAAGUCUACAGUACAGUGUCAGUGAAUGAAUGGUAUAAGAAGGGUAUUAAAGAGGGUCCUGUAGCUACUAAGUUUCGUAAAGGUGCCUGUGAAAACUGUGGAGCUGUGACACAUAAAAAAAGAGAUUGUUUGGAGAGACCAAGGAAAGUGGGAGCUAAAUUUACAGGAGAAUCUAUAGCACCAGAUGAAUAUAUUCAAGGUAAAGUAGAUUUUGAUUAUGAGGGAAAGAGAGAUAGGUGGAAUGGUAUUGACACAGAUGAACAUAGACAGAAAUUAUUUGAAGAAUAUAACAAAAUAGAGGCGGCGAAGAGAGCUUUAAAGGAACAAAAAUUAGACGAGUCAUUAAAAACAGGUGCAGAUGAAGAAGAUGAUGUUAAGAAAGAAGAAGAAGAUGAUGAUGACGAAGAAGAUGAAGAUAAAUAUGCUGAUGAUCUGGCUAUGCCUGGACAAAAGUUUGAAACAAAACAAAGAAUUACUGUUAGAAAUUUACGUAUUCGGGAAGACACUGCCAAAUAUUUAUAUAAUCUAGAUUUGAACUCUGCAUUCUACGACCCCAAAACACGAUCAAUGAGACAGAAUCCAUAUGAGAUUACUGGGAGUGGUAAAGACAAAGCAGACUUACAUUAUGCUGGUGAUAAUUUUGUUCGCGUGUCUGGUGAUGCUCAUGAAAUGGCUAAAGAACAAUUAUUUGCGUGGGAAGCGUAUGAAAGAGGAGUAGAUGUCCAUCUUCAAGCUGAUCCUACCAAACUAGCCUUAUUACAGAAAGAAUUUCAACAGAGAAAAGAUGGUUUUAAACAGACAGCUAAGCAGUCUAUAUUAGAAAAAUAUGGUGGUGAAGAACAUUUAGAUGCUCCACCUAAACAAUUGUUAUUAGCUCAAACAGAAGAUUAUGUAGAAUAUUCUAGACAUGGUGCUGUAAUAAAAGGCCAGGAGAAAGCAGCAGUUAAAUCUCGCUAUGAAGAAGAUAUUUAUCUUAAUAAUCAUACAAGUGUAUGGGGAUCAUAUUGGUUUCGAGGUCAAUGGGGUUUUAGUUGUUGUCAUUCUCUUGUUAAAGAAUCAUAUUGUACGGGUGAAUCGGGAAAACAGGCAGCAUUAUCAAGUAAAGAAUUGUUACUUCAACAAGAAAAAGAAUAUGCUGAAGAAGAAGUUCCCAAAUCUUUGAUGGAAUUACAUCAUGAUGAAUUAGAAAAAAAGCGAAAAAAGAAGAAGAAGAAAGAUAAAAAGAAAAGGAAGAAGAAAAAUAAAAAUAAGAGUGAUAGUGAUAAUAGCAGUGAUAGUGACUCGGAUGAUAACGAAGAAAAACUGAAGGAGGCUCUGAGAAGAGAAGAGGAACACAAUCGUAGUAUUGAUAAAUUAAUGGCUAUAGAUGAAAGAAAAAGACCAUAUAAUAGUAUGUAUGAAGCAUCUGAACCCACUGAAGAACAAAAAGAGGCCUUCUUAAUGAAAAAACGAAGGACAGAAGAUCCAAUGGCUGCAUUUUUAACAAAAUAACUUUAAAUGAAUAUCAUAUUUUUACUUAACAGUAAUCAGCUUAUCUCCAGCAGAGGUUAGGUUUGAAGGCAAUAUGUACAUCAUUAGUAGAUAUUUGUUCAAUUUGGAAAUAAUAACAUGCAUGAAAAUGCAAAUUUUGAACAAAAAUUCAAAACCUGCUGUUGCAAAUAGGUAUCUACCAACAUCCGUAGCCAAAAAAGACACUAUCUCUUCUUAAUGUUGAUAUUAUCAGUAUAAUGAUUGCAAUCAUUAAAUUAAUCAUGAAACAAAAUGGAAAUUUAUGCAGUAGGUUUCAGUUCAUGAUGAUAUAUUUGGACUAAAAACAUAUUCAAACUAAUCUAUCAAGAAUUUGCUUCAAAUCCAUCUCAAAACAAUGCAUUCACAAGGAAAUACUCCAAGCCCAAGCUGCUUAAAAAAAUCUAUAAAAAGAAGUCAUGUUUGUGUCACGUGACUUGGUAGCCUCGAGUGGCGUGCCGGGGGAGAAUCCAUUCUCAGAUUAUCCUGUGCCCACAUCUUUUUCUGCAGUUUUUAUCUCAGAAAUUUUUGUACAUUUAAGUCUCCCACUCUUUCCACGUCUGCUCACCAUCAAGUUUAUCAACAUAUACAUCAAGCACUCUCUAACACAAAGAGGUCAGACGUCACUCGAGUAGACAGCCCUUAAUCGUCGGGCUGUCAAUUAGUGACACCCUCUCAUUUUUCUCCCGUGCUCACUCCAUGUGUGUUUUUCAAGGAAUCCAGUAUUUUUCUAGAACGAUUGGGUGUCUCCACUUUCCAUAUGUACCAAAUUUGCCAUGCUUUUAAUGGAAAUAACCACAUGAAAUCGGUGACUGUUGUAAUUAUGUAUUAUAGAAAUUUUGAUUUUUGUACUCCCCCUUUGGAAUGUGGUCAUAUAUGGUCGUCGGCCCAUCCGUCGCAUGUUGUUAUUACCCCCAAUCGUCCAGCAGUCUGGCAUCAACCAUAUAUGUUUAUGUUCAUGAGCCAAAGAACCGUAUUGAUUUUAAAUGAUUUACCAAAAUUUCAGCAGCAUCUGAUUACCAGUACCUAUAAUAAAUGUUAGCACUAGGAAGAACUAGAAACCAAUCAAAUUUUAAUUAUUUCUGAUAAUUACUUCAGGGUUUUUACUCUUGAUCAGUUUUUAAUGUCAUGUAGUCUUGUAAAUGCUCCUGUUACUGGUAUUUACAAAAGAAUAAAUGAAAUCUGCAAAAAACAUUGUGGACUGCUCACUCGAGUUAGGUGUUGUAGUGCAUAUGUUUUGAACAUAUCUUAUUAAUACACAUAUUUUAACCCUUGUGUGGACAUGUCACACAAAAAACAGACAUAAUCUAAGACCCCAGACAUAAAUUGUUUUUUGGAUGCAUAAUUUUAUUCAAAUACGAUCAAACUACAUCUUGAUAUAAAGACUGAAUAAUAAUCAAUCAAGAGUAAAAAAUAAAAUAUUUGAGGUAUUAACAGUGAUGAUAUGAAUUAUAAGGUAUUUUUGAAAUCAUACAAAUCUACAUAUUAACUUAAUUGUCAUUUCCAUGUAGAAUUGUAUUUUGAUGGGGUUGGUAGAAUACCUAGAUUUGCUUUCAGAUCUAGAUUCCAAAUACAAAGCUAGCAUCGAGCGUAGAACAGAUUAGACAUUUGUAACCAGCAAAAUGUUGUGUCGAUAAUGUAAUACUGAUAGUUUCUUGUCAAAUGAUGAGUAUUGCUACUGCCUUACUUCCAUUCUAUUUACAGCAUUAUACUUGACAUUAAGUAGCUGAAAAUGUAUAAAAUUCUCGCUAGACAAUUAUGAACCAGUUCCUCACAAAUGUUAAGGAUAUGGUCGUGGGAUCCCCAAAUACCACUUGUAGACCCUCAAGGGUUAAUAUUUUUCAGUUUGUGUUUAAAUUAAAUAGAUGUAAAUAAUAUGUGUGUAAUGUUGUGUAUUAUAUAUACCUGUAUAUGUCAAAUAAUGGGAAUAUAUCAUAUUUAAUAUAAUUGUUUGAUUUUAUGUCAUAUGUAUAUAAACAGGACUACACUGAAAUUGACAAUAUUGUAUGUAAAAUAUUAUUCCUGACCUAUAGAUAAAGAUUUGAUCAAUAAAAGCAUA